AGUCAACACAUCACUCUCUUAUCCCUUCUCUCUCAAUCAAUGCACCCGGCCUUCGGUCCCACCACAAUUCCCUCAAAGUCUUGCUUACCCCCACUGAGCCCACUUCACCGUCCACCACCUGCCUCACCCUCCUUUCCAUCCUAUCCUGCUCUCACUUAACCACCUGUCCCGAUCCUACCCUAACUCGAUCACACCAACUUGUCACAACACACAAGUUCCAUAAACUUGUUGGCCACGAUAUCCCACCCUCUUUCGCUUCCAAAUAUCCCCUAGCAAACGUCAGAAGGUUUUAGUCUUCUCCGUUCCUCAUGGGCUCUCUCUAAACCAUAUGCACCCUUGUCUCCGAGCUCUCUGUAAAGUUUUCAUUAUUUUUUAAGCUCAGAAAAAUGGAGAAUUACUCUUAUAACUCAUAUCCGGACUCCGGCGACUCUUCGCCACGAUCCCGAGAAAUCGACUUUGAAAACCCGCCACCAUGGGAAGACCAACCGCAACAUGCACAAAAUUACAAGGCCAAGUUCAUGUGCAGCUAUGGCGGCAAGAUCCACCCUCGCCCUCACGACAACCAGCUAGCGUACAUCGGCGGAGAGACCAAGAUCCUAGCCGUUGAACGCAACAUCAAAUUCUCCUCCAUGAUCUCCAAGCUUUCCGGUCUCUGCUGCGGCGGCGCCGGCGACGCUGACGUUUCCUUCAAGUACCAGCUCCCGGGCGAAGACCUGGACGCCCUGAUUUCCGUUACUAACGAUGAUGAUCUCGAGCACAUGAUGCACGAGUACGAUCGCCUUUAUCGAGCUUCGGCUAAGCCAGCGAGGAUGCGGCUGUUCAUAUUUACGGCGAUUGGCUCCGCAAAUUUCGGGUGCGAAGGGGCGAAAUCGGAACGGGACCGUUUCGUGGAGGCUUUAAAUUCCGGCCCAACUCCGGGAGCCGAAAAAAACGCUGCGAUUCCACCAAACAAUGUGGAUUUCUUGUUUGGACUUGAAAAGGGGAUGGCUCCACCUCCGCCGGUGAAAAUCCGCGAUCCCGUGGCCGAACCAGUGGCUACGCCACCGCCUCCGGUACCGGAAGUCGUCGGGUCGGAUCAUGUUUUGAAUCCGGUUGAAAUUCAGAGGCAGUUACAAGAAUUGCAGAGGCUUCAAAUUCGGGAUCAAGAACAGCUUGCUAUGUAUAGAAAAAAGACUGAAGAAGCUGCUUCUUUGCCUUAUACAGGGGAAUACUACGCCCAGAAGUUACCUGAAAAAGCGCCGCCGGUGAAUUUACCGGUAACUUUACAACAGCAUCCGGUCACAGCUGGAUUCUGGCCGGAUAAACAGAUUUCAGCCGGAGGUUACCCGGCAACUGUAACGACCACCCCAGGCCCACCACCGCCAUCGGAACAUCAGGUUUACAUGAUCUCAGCACCAGGACCGGCUCCAGCCACAGUCUACCACGCAGCUCCAGCACCUGCAGCGGCAGCGUCACAAAUGGUUCGACCGGUGACCGGACAAGCCGGCCAAGGCUACUACGCCAACGUACAGAGAAUGCCACCCGAAGUCUACCGGGAGCAACCGGUUUACAACAUGGUGGCGCAACCUCCGCCGACACAACACCCGCCGAUAUCAGCGGUCUCGCAGCAAGUGGUGAGGCCACCAAGCGGAGGAGGGGUGACAGAUAUGGCAUACGCACACUUGGGAGCGUACGAUAGGCAGGUGUAUUAUACUGCGCCGGGGGGUGUUGUGCAACCUCAGUAUCAAGGCGUUGGCGUGGCAGUUAGUGGUGAAAUGAGGGCCGGUACCGAGGGUAAAAUGGUAAAUAAAGUUUCACAAGGUUCAGUUUAAUUAUGAAUGAAUGAAUGAAUUUGUAAUGUAUUUAUGAGUUCUAAUUAUUACUAUUACUAUAUCAAGUUAAGUAUAAUUUUAAAAUUUUGGCACUUAUAUUAUUGUGUUUUUGAUGCUAUAUAAUUUGUUUAUACACUCGAGUUUGUGAAUAUUUUUUUGCAUCGUUUAGCUGUUGAA
Theobroma cacao (cacao) is the source of this 1988-nucleotide messenger RNA. Its product is annotated as Octicosapeptide/Phox/Bem1p family protein. Gene Ontology annotation, molecular function: protein binding. The record is from RefSeq and is a predicted model, not a curated record. Lineage: Eukaryota; Viridiplantae; Streptophyta; Magnoliopsida; Malvales; Malvaceae.